This is a messenger RNA of Cornus florida, 1973 nucleotides long. RefSeq lists its product as uncharacterized. The transcript has 3 exons. The coding region runs from base 384 to 1037 and encodes 217 amino acids. Gene Ontology annotation, molecular function: protein binding; DNA-binding transcription factor activity. NCBI's taxonomy places the organism in Eukaryota, Viridiplantae, Streptophyta, Magnoliopsida, Cornales, Cornaceae. The record is from RefSeq and is a predicted model, not a curated record.
UAGCUCUAGCAUGGGUUCCAUGCAGCCUUGGUUGUAGUUCUAGCUACAUUGAACAAUCUUUUCACAUUGAAGAACCGACAUGUUAUAUUAUUGAUACGAAGCUAUUGGAAUUCGUGUAUUUCUGUGGGUUGAUCGAGUUAAGAAAGGGGCAGGGAGUUGCUGGGAGGGCAUAUCUGUCACAGAAACCUUGUUUCUGCAAAGACAUUACUAAAUUUAGCAUAAGUGAGUGCCCCUUGCUUCCGGAUGCAAGGUUAUUUGGGUUAAAGGAUUGCUAUGCAGUUUACUUGCGAAGCAACUGCGCUGAAAAUCCUGAUCAUAUACUUGAGUUCUUUUUAAAUCCCGAAAACAACUACAGUGAGGACCCAAUCUCAUUUCUGGGCCCGAUGUUAGAAACAUUGAGCGAACACUUUCCACGCUUUAAGCUUGCCUCUGGAGAACUCGGGGACGGGAUUGCAAUUGCAAUUAGUAAACCUUUGGAACCUGUUGCUUUGGAAAUUGUUAACUCUGGAAGGAAUUUAGUUAGUCCAGGGCAAAUUAGCAUUGCUGCUUCUCCAAAUUUAGUUAUGAGGGAGGAACUCAUGAAGCUUUCUGGAAAAGGAAUGAAAGAAGCCGCAGCAAUUAUGAAGGUGAGCAUAUACACGCUUAGGCGUAGAUGCAGAAAAUGUGGUAUCCAACGGUGGGGAUCGGAUUCUAGUUCAGAUCUGACUCUUGUGAAUCCAGUUAUUGCACCACAACCACGCGCAGGGAAUCCAGUUGCAACACCAUCAAGGAUCAUAAGUGCGACAUGUGGAGGUGACACCAUAAAAUUUACACUACCUCUUUCAUCCGGAAUGGUGGAAUUGAAAGAAAAAGUGUCCAUGAGGUUGGAGAAGCUAAUCGGCGGAAGUUACAAAAUUAAAUAUAAAGAUGAUCUCGGCAGCUGGAUUUUGAUGGCAUGCGACCAUGACGUACAAGAUUGUCUCAAUGACGUAAUGAAUGUUUCCAAUCCAUUCGAUUUGAAGGCAGUAAUCAGUAUGGUCAUUGAGCCGGUGAUCUGACUAAUUAUGUAGAGGAACAAAGGCCUCAUUUUGGUCGAUUAUGGGUUGCAUGGUUUAAAAUUGUUAUCUCAAAAAGGCAUCAUUUUGGCACGCAGUCCCUAGAGCUUCCUACUCCUCAAUCUGGAAGAGUAUAAUCUCAGUUAGAGAUAUAGUCAAAGAGAAUUGUUGUUAUAAAAUUGGUAAUGGCGACACUAUACAUUUUUUCUUUGACCCAUGGUGUGAUGGAGCCUUCAUUUCAGAAGUGUUUCAGCUCAGAAGGGUACAUGGAAUUCAUAGGAACAAACAGACAGUCCUGAUUGAUUUAAUUCGGGAGCAGCAAUGGAAUAAUUCCGGGUUCAACGAUGAGGUUCAAGACAUUCAUAUCUACUUCCAGAAGCACAAGAUUAAUGGGGGAGCGGACCAAAUGUUGUUGCAAUCAUCUCAAUCUUCUUUCAAACUGGUGUGGCAGGCAUGCAGAAUUAAGUAUCCUCUGGUUUUCUGGGAUGAUCUCAGCUGGAGUGGAGGUUGUCCGAGAUGGAGCACUCAUACGGUUCUUGUCCUUCAUAAGGCUAUAAUGACUAGCUCCUAUCUUCAGACAAGGGGAAUAUCUCUGGCAUUAGUUUGUUUCCUCUGUUGACGUAGUGCGGAAACUACUGAUCGCCUCUUUUAUAAUUGAGACUUCACCUGGCAGGUAUGGGCUGGUAUUUCCGACAUGUGCCAUUGGAACCUUCACAGAGGCAACUCAAUUCUAGAUGUGGCCCAAGAUUUUCAUCAGCGAUUUGGGGCCAAGUCGUUUAAAAAUAAGAUGAGCGGCGUGCCAUCAAAAUCCAGCUGCCGAGAUCAUCUUUAUAUUUAAUUUUGUAACUUCCGCCGAUUAGCUUCUCCAACCUCAUGGACACUUUUUCUUUCAAUUCCACCAUUCCGGAAGAAAGAGGUAGUGUAAAUUUUAUGGUGUCA